AGAAAAGAAAAAGAAAAAGCAGGAAGAAAAGAAAAAGAAGGAAGGUGCUCAGAAAAAGGCUGCUGAUCAAAAAACCAAAGUGCCAGAACCUACUAAGACCUGUUCAAGCCAGCCCCAACCUGCCGGUACCAGUACCAGCGCUUGCACCAGCACUCUGUCCAGCAGCAGCAAUGGCAAACGUGCGCCUGCCAGCAGCCAGCAGCCGGCUGCCUCCCGUUACCUGCCUCGCGAGGUGCCGCCACGCUUCCGCCAGCAAGAACAGAAGCAGCUGUUAAAGAGAGGGCAGCCACUGCCCACGGGGGCUCUGACCGGUGUGAGCCCGACCCAGGGGGCUGGGCCCACAGGGGUAAGCCCUCCUCCUCUCCCCGGAGCCGGAGCACAGCAGCACCCCAGUAAGCUCCAACCAGAUCUCAGUCACGGCGGAUUGGCAGAUCACUAUGAAAGUUCCCACUGGGGACAGCAGCCCACGUACAGAGGUGAAGCCAGCAGCAGCUGGGAUAAAGUGAUAAUAGACAGGACUGACAAGGAGGCGUGGCCUUCCAUCACAGGAGCAGAGACUGAAUCUGCCUCAGAAUGUACUACAGACACUGACUCUGCCUCCAACUGUGGCUCAGAGAACAGUAGCAUGGCUACGGGGAGUGCCCAGGGCACCUUCACUGGACAUACCAAGAAGACAAAUGGCAAUAAUGGCACCAACGGUGCACUCGUCCAAAGCCCUUCUAAUCAGAGUGCCCUUGGAGCAGGGGGCGCCAACGGUAAUGGAAAUGGAGCCAGAGUGUGGGGCGUAGCCACAGGCUCCAGCUCCGGCCCAGCUCACUGCUCUCUCAGCGGUGGGGAUGGAAAAAUGGACAACAUGAUCGGAGAUGGGAGAAGUCAGAAUUGCUGGGGUGCUUCCAACUCCAACGCAGGCAUUAAUCUUAACCUUAACCCUAAUGCCAACCCAGCUGCCUGGCCUGUACUUGGACAUGAAGGAACUGUGGCGACAGGCAACCCUUCCAGUAUUUGCAGUCCGGUCAGUGCCAUAGGUCAAAAUACGGGCAACCAGAACGGGAACCCAACAGGCACUUUAGGUGCUUGGGGAAACUUGCUGCCGCCAGAGAGCACAGAACCACAAACGUCCACUUCUCAGAAUGUGUCUUUCAGCGUACAACCUCAGAACCUUAACCCUGAUGGACCAAAUAACACUAACCCCAUGAACUCUUCACCAAACCCUGUCAAUGCAAUGCAGACAAACGGACUGCCAAACUGGGGCAUGGCUGUUGGUGUGGGGGCCAUCGUCCCGCCCCACCUGCACGGCCUUCCGGGUGCUAACGGACCAUCAGUUUCUCAAGGCAGUGGGAGCAGUGGUGAAGGAAUCAGCAGUUCGGUGUGGGGACUGUCCCCAGGUAACCCUGCCCCAGGAAGUAGCAAUUCUGGGUUCGGUCAGGGGAAUGGAGACACUGUGAACUCAGCAUUGAAUGCUAAACAAAAUGGAUCCAGCAGUGCUGUGCAGAAGGAAGGAAGCGGAGGAAGCGCCUGGGACUCCGGCCCUCCUGCCGGUCCUGGGCUCCUCGCCUGGGGACGGGGCAGUGGCAACAACAGCGGCGUUAGUCAUAUCCAUUCGGGGGCUUGGGGCCACCCCAGCCGGAGCACCUCUAACGGUGUGAAUGGGGAAUGGGGCAAGCCCCCAAACCAGCAUUCCAACGGCGACGUCAACGGGAAAGGGUCAGCAGGGUGGGACAGUCCGAGUGUUAGCAGCCAGAAUCCUGCCAUGCAGCCUGGCGGUGAGCACAUGAACUCUUGGGCCAAAGCUGCGUCUUCUGUAACGACAGCCAGUGAAGGAAGUAGCGACGGCUCUGGCAGUCACAAUGAAGGAAGCUCUGGGAGGGAAGGAGCAGAAGGCCGAAGGCGAGAUAAAGGGAUGAUAGACCAAGGGCACAUCCAAUUGCCAAGGAACGAUCUUGACCCAAGAGUUCUGUCUAAUACUGGUUGGGGACAGACUCCAGUAAAGCAAAACACUGCCUGGGAAUUUGAAGAGUCCCCUAGGUCUGAGAGAAAAAAUGACAAUGGGACAGAGGCCUGGGGCUGUGCCGCUACUCAGCCUUCAAACUCAGGGGGGAAGAGUGACGGGUCCAUCGUGAACAGUACAAAUACCUCUUCAGUGUCCGGGUGGGCCAGCGCGCCGCCGGCUGCUGGGCCGGCAAGCACAGGCUGGGGAGACGGCAGCAGCAAAGCGCCGAGUGGCCCAGGGGUUUGGGGGGACUCGAUAAGCUCUGCUGCCGUCAGUAAUGCUGCUGCCGCCGCCAAGGGUGGCCAUGCUUGGAGCGGGACCGCAAAUCAGGAGGACAAGGCGCCCACCUGGGGGGAGCCUCAGAAACCCAAAUCUCAGAACUGGGGAGAUGGACAAAAGUCUAAUCCGGCCUGGAGUGCGGGAGGGGGAGACUGGGCCGAUUCGUCUUCUGUCCUCGGACACUUGGGGGAUGGGAAGAAAAAUGGCUCUGGCUGGGAUGCUGACAGCAACCGGUCAGGGUCUGGCUGGAACGAUGCUCCCAGGUCUGGGCCCAGUGGCUGGGGUAAUGGCACAAACACAAAGGGGAACCCAGGGACAAACUGGGGAGAGUCUUUAAAACCUGGCCCGCAGCAGAACUGGGCGGGCAAACCCCAAGACAACAAUGUGAGUAACUGGGGAGGAGCCGCUUCCGUGAAACAGACUGGAACCGGGUGGAUCGGGGGGCCGGUCCCUGUCACACAGAAGGACGGCAGUGAGGCCACGGGCUGGGAGGAACCUUCUCCGCCAUCCAUUCGACGCAAAAUGGAAAUUGAUGACGGUACCUCAGCUUGGGGUGACCCGAGCAACUACAACAACAAAACUGUAAACAUGUGGGAUAGAAACAACCCAGGCCUGCAGAGCAGUGCCACGGCCGCCGCCGCAGCCACCGCCACCGCCACCGCGAGCAGCAGCGCGGACGCGGCCGAGACGCCGCCGCCGCCACACCCGGCCGGCGCCCAGCUCAGUCGGUCGCCGCUGCUCGGCCCAGUCUCAGCGGGCUGGGGAGAGAUGCCUAACGUCCACUCAAAGGCUGAGAGCUCCUGGGGAGAGCCGUCCUCCCCCUCCGCCCUGGUUGACAACGGCACUGCAGCGUGGGGCAAGCCGCCCAGCAGCGGCAGCGGAUGGGGGGACCCGCCCGCGGAGCCGCCAGUGACGUUCGGGAGAGCCAGCGCCCCCGCCGCCGCCCCAGCCCUGUGCAAACCAGCUUCAAAAUCUAUGCAAGAAGGCUGGGGCAGUGGUGGGGACGACAUGAACCUUGGCACCAGUCAGUGGGAAGACGAAGAAGGGGGCGUGUGGAAUAAUGCUGCUUCCCAAGAAAGCGCCUCCUCCUGCAGUUCCUGGGGGAGCGCCCCCAAAAAAGGACUCCCAAAGGGCAUGAAGACGUCUGGCAAGCAGGAUGAGGCCUGGAUCAUGAGCCGGCUGAUGAAACAGCUCACAGACAUGGGCUUCCCGAGAGAGCCGGCUGAAGAGGCCUUGAAGAGCAACAACAUGAAUCUCGACCAGGCCAUGAGCGCCCUGCUGGAAAAGAAGGUGGACGUGGACAAGCGUGGACUGGGAGUGACCGACUACAAUGGAGUGGUCACCAAAGCCCUUGGCUGCCGCCCACCAGUCUCCAAAGACUCUUCCGGGGACCGCCCCACCUUUCUCGACAAGGACGGCGGCCUAGUGGAAGAGCCCACGACUUCACCGUUUUUGCCUUCACCAAGCCUGAAGCUCCCCCUUUCAAACAGUGCACUCCCUAAUCAGGCCCUGGGUGGGAUUGCCCCAGGGCUGGGCAUGCAAAACUUGAAUUCUUCUAGACAGAUCCCGAGUGGCAAUCUGGGCAUGUUCGGCAGUAGUGGAGCAGCACAAGCCAGGACCAUGCAACAGCCGCCGCAGCCCCCCGUGCAGCCUCUGAGCUCCUCCCAGCCCAGCCUCCGUGCUCAAGUGCCUCCGUUUCUAUCCCCUCAGGUUCAAGCACAGCUUUUGCAGUUUGCAGCAAAAAACAUUGGUCUCAACCCUGCACUAUUGACCUCGCCAAUCAAUCCUCAGCAUAUGACGAUGUUGAACCAGCUCUAUCAGCUGCAGCUGGCGUACCAACGUUUACAAAUCCAGCAGCAGAUGCUACAGGCUCAGCGUAAUGUUUCCGGACCCAUGAGACAACAGGAGCAGCAAGUCGCGCGCACAAUCACGAACCUGCAGCAGCAGAUCCAGCAGCACCAGCGCCAGCUGGCCCAGGCCCUGCUCGUGAAGCCGCCGCCGCCGCCGCCGCCGCACCUGCCUCUGCACCCCUCUGCAGGCAAAUCGGCCAUGGACAGCUUCCCCCCGCACUCCCAGGCCCCCGGCCUGCCUGACCUGCAGACCAAAGAGCCGCAGGCUUCACCCAGCACCUUUGCUCCUUAUCCUCUCGCUGGACUGAACCCAAACAUGAAUGUCAACAGCAUGGACAUGACUGGUGGUUUGUCGGUAAAGGACCCGUCUCAGUCCCAGUCACGCCUCCCUCAGUGGACACACCCCAACCCGAUGGACAACUUACCCGGUGCUGCUUCUCCCCUCGAUCAGAACCCCAGCAAGCAUGGUGCUAUCCCUGGAGGUCUAAGCAUCGGGCCUCCAGCGAAGUCCUCCAUUGACGACUCCUAUGGCCGGUAUGACUUAAUCCCGAACAGUGAGUCACCAGCCAGUCCUCCUGUAGCUGUUCCCCAUAGCUGGUCACGUGCCAAAUCUGACAGUGAUAAAAUCUCCAACGGCUCCAGCAUCAACUGGCCCCCAGAAUUCCAUCCUGGAGUUCCAUGGAAAGGACUUCAGAAUAUAGACCCCGAGAACGACCCCGAUGUCACUCCUGGAAGUGUCCCCACCGGGCCCACUAUCAAUACCACCAUCCAGGAUGUCAACCGCUACCUCCUCAAGAGUGGAGGGUCCUCCCCACCAUCAUCUCAGAGUGCCGCGCUGCCUUCCUCGAGUGCCUGGCCGCUCAGUGCCUCCGGCUACGGUCGCUCUUUCAGCAGCAUCGCGCCCGCGCCCAGCAUUGCAGGUAAACUGUCAGACAUCAAAUCGACGUGGUCCUCCGGCCCUGCCUCCCACACACAAGCCUCUCUGUCUCACGAGCUGUGGAAGGUGCCCAGAAGCACUGCUGCCCCCACAAGGCCGCCUCCAGGGUUAGCCAAUCCCAAGCCUUCCUCCACCUGGGGAGCCAGUCCCCUUGGCUGGACCAGCUCUUACUCCUCGGGUUCCGCCUGGAGCACCGACACCUCAGGACGGACAAGCAGCUGGCUCGUUCUCCGCAACCUCACGCCCCAGAUCGACGGCUCCACCCUGCGGACGCUGUGUUUGCAGCACGGGCCUCUCGUCACCUUCCACCUGAACCUGACUCAAGGCAACGCCGUGGUCCGCUACAGCUCCAAGGAGGAAGCCGCCAAGGCCCAGAAGUCCCUGCACAUGUGUGUUCUGGGAAACACUACCAUCUUGGCCGAGUUUGCCGGCGAAGAAGAGGUGAACCGUUUCUUGGCCCAAGGCCAAGCGCUGCCACCCACCUCCAGCUGGCAGUCCAGCACGGGGACCGGCCAGACGCGGCUGGGUGCCUCGGGCAGCUCCCACGGCCUGGUGCGCAGUGACGCUGGCCACUGGAGUGCCCCGUGUCUGGCCGGCAAAGGAAGCAGUGACCUGCUAUGGGGCGGGGUCCCCCAGUACUCGAGCAGCCUGUGGGGCCCGCCCAGCAGUGACGACGGCCGGGUCAUCGGAAGCCCCACCCCGCUGAACACUCUGCUUCCCGGCGACCUUCUCAGUGGGGAGUCCAUCUAGGACCGAGAGGACCCCAUGGGCGCCACAAUCAUCAGCACUAGGAAGAAGAAGCUGACCCUUUCCAGUCCGGGCGGCGCUGAGGACCCCGCGUGACCUGAGCAGCCUGGCAGCCCUUUGAGUACCUCUGUCCAGUACUGAAGACGAGCCCUGGCCGCAGUCCUUGCGAACUGUUCACGAGACAGUGCGGGCUGCGCUCGGUCGGUGUCACGUGCUGACGACAGGAUGUUCCUCAUAGCUUUUUAUUUUGUGUUGUCUUACGUUUGUAUGGUGUGUUGUCGUUUUGAUUUUUUAAGUAUAAAAGCUGCUUAGAAUAGUUCUAUCAUGAAGGGCACUUUUCAGAUUGUGGGCUGGAAAGGGUUAUUUUAUCAAGGGGGGCGGGAGGGAGGGAGACGAGAAAGCCUAUUUAAAACGAGCCUGUGACGAUUAUGCACAUUACCAGAGGCGGACCCCGUAAUCAGGGGGAGCUGGUGUCCAUCACUGGGCGCAGAGCAUGGGCUCCAUGCGGCGGGCCUGGUGGCCCAGACCGGCGAGCUGCGCGGAGGCGGCGGCCUGCGGCCUGCUCUCUGCUCCCAUGGGUCCGCCUAUGCACAUUACCCUUGUUUCAUUACUUUUUCAUGCCAUUUUUUUUAUCCCAAAAAAUAUUUUUUAAAAGUUAAAAAAAAAAAAA
Messenger RNA from Enhydra lutris kenyoni (northern sea otter), 6473 nucleotides. It is a transcript of the gene TNRC6C, whose product is annotated as trinucleotide repeat containing 6C. The transcript has 22 exons. Gene Ontology annotation, biological process: positive regulation of nuclear-transcribed mRNA poly(A) tail shortening; miRNA-mediated post-transcriptional gene silencing. The record is from RefSeq and is a predicted model, not a curated record. Bases 626 to 5806 code for a protein of 1726 amino acids. Gene Ontology annotation, cellular component: nucleoplasm; P-body. Gene Ontology annotation, molecular function: RNA binding; protein binding. NCBI's taxonomy places the organism in Eukaryota, Metazoa, Chordata, Mammalia, Carnivora, Mustelidae.